AUGUGGGACAUAACACGAGUAUAUGUGGACAAAGGCAAUAAUCGACCAGUCGUAGCAACCUGUGCUGUAAAGAAAUCAGGGAAAGCCAAAAUAAUCUUUUCUGGCUGUAACGAUGACAAGACACGCCUGAUCCGAAUCAAAAGACCGGAGAGCAUUUUCUGUCCCAAUUUUCGGACAUCGUGUCCUCAUCCGUUGUUCUUCAUUCGUUCCUCCCUGUAUCAUUCCUCCAUCAUUCCUUUUAUCAUUCCUCCCUCUAUCAGUAUUAUUCCUCCAUCUAUCAUUCCUCCCUCUAAUAGUAUUAUUCCUCCAUCUAUCGUUCCUUAUUACAUCAUUCCUCUAGCAUUCCCUUUGCCAUUCCUCCAUCUAACUUAUUAUAUCUCCCUCUAUCAUUUCACUAAAAUUCCCUUUAUCAUUCCUUCCUCUAUCAAUAAUAUUCCUCCAACUAUCAUUCCUCUCUCUAUUAUUCCUUUAUCAUUCCUCUCUGUAUCAUUUCCCCCAUCAUUCUCUCUAUCAUUCCUCCCUCUAUCAUUACUUUAUCUUUCUCUCUAUCAUUCCUCCCUCUAUCAGUAUUAUUCAUCCCUCUAUCAUUUUCCAUCUACCAGCAUUAUUCCUCCAUCGUUCCUCCCUCUAUCAUUCCUUUUAUCAUUCCUUACUCUAAUAUUCUAUCAUUUUUCCCUCUAUCGGUAUUAUUGCCUCUCUGUCAUUCCUCCUUUUAUCAUUCCUUCUAGCAUUUCUCCCACUAUCAUAUCAUUACCCAUCUAUCAUCCCACUAUCAUUCCCUCUAUCAUUCCUCCCUCUGACAUUAUUCUAUCCUUCAUAUCCUCUAUCAAUAUAUUUCCACCAUCGUUACUUCCUCUAUCAUUACCUCUAUCAUUCCUCACUCUAUCAUAUACCCUUGUAUCAGUAUUAUUCCUCCCUCUAUCGUACCUCUUUCUAUCAUUCCUACCUCUAUCGCUCCUCUAUCAUUCCCUCUGUCAUUCCCCCUCUAUAAGUAUUAUUCCUCCCUCCAUCUUUCCUCCUUCUAUCAUUCCCUCUAUCAUUUCUUCUUCUAUCAGUAAUAUUCCUCCCUCUAUCAUUACCCACUCUAUCAUUCCUCUAUCUUUCCCUAUAUUAUUCCUCCCUCUAUCAGUCCCUCUAUCUUUCCUCCCUCUAUCAUUAUUAUUCUUCUACAUUCUUCCCUCCACUGUACGAUCGCUACUUUUUAUCCUUCUCUGUAAACAUCAGUUUCAUUUAUUUUCUUCUUUCUAA
Acanthosepion pharaonis is the source of this 1248-nucleotide messenger RNA. NCBI's taxonomy places the organism in Eukaryota, Metazoa, Mollusca, Cephalopoda, Sepiida, Sepiidae. The record is from the annotation of a GenBank genome assembly.